AUGGGUCCCUGGUCAUAUGUAAUGCUGAUCUCCAGCACAGUUUUAGCAAUAGGAUUAUUAAUAAACAAGAAAAUCAACCAGCUUCCAGAUUUAGCAACAAAUGUUGAGAAAGAAUACGACUACAUCAUAGUUGGCGGAGGCUCCGCUGGUUGUGUGCUGGCCAACAGGCUGUCUGAGGACACCACAAAGACGGUGCUGUUACUUGAAGCUGGACAGGAUGACCGCGACCAUCCCACAGUGUCCAUCCCAGCUCGGGCCAUGGAUUCAGCUCAUUCAGACAUUGACUGGGACUACUACACUGUUCCCCAGAAGUAUGCACUCAAAGCUUUCAAGGAUCAGAGAGGGUGGUGGCACCGUGGUAAAAUUCUAGGAGGCAGCUCCAACAUCAAUGAGAUGAUGUACAUGAGAGGGUUAAAGAGUGACUACGACCACUGGGAAGCUGCUGGUGCCAGGGGGUGGUCGUACGACCAGGUGUUGCCGUACUUUCUUAAGUCUGAAGACAAUGAGAAUGCUGACUUUGUGAAAACAGGUUUUCACAAAAUGAAUGGCCCUUUAAAAGUCGGUCGAUCAAAAACUCACAGCCUGACAAACUUCCUUGUUCGAGCUGGAAGAGAAAUGGGUUAUAAAAUUAUCGACAUCAAUGGGAAACCAUCGGAAGGAUUUGUUGAAGUCCAGUCCAUGGUCAGGAGAGGAGUGCGUCAAAGCGCUUCCAGAGCUUUCUUAUACCCUGUCUUGUUCAGGCACAACCUCCAUGUCCUGACUGAGUCCCUGGUCACUAAAAUUUUGUUUGACAAAGACAGAGCAUCAGGGGUUGUGUUUGAACGUAAUGGAACAGUCCACACAGUCAAGGCCAACAAAGAGGUUCUUCUGAGCGCUGGGACUGUGGGCUCGGCCAAACUUUUACUCUUGUCUGGGGUGGGGCCCAGGAGUCACCUUGAGAAGCUUAAGAUUCCAGUGAUUGCAGACUUGCCAGUGGGUGAAAAUCUACAAGACAGGUUUACUUAUGAGUUCCCUGUGGCCAUCAAAGCACCUAUCAGCAUCACAGAGGAGAGGCUCCAGUCCUUCUGGGAAAAUGUCAAGUACAAACUGGUUGGUAAAGGUAUGCUGGCCUCACCCAAUGGGAUUGAAGUUAUUGCCUACACAAACACAGAGAGAAACAAGGACAUAUCAUGGCCUGAUUUACAAGUUGUGUUUAAAGGGAUGCUACUCUCUACAAAUUAUGGAAAGACUAUUGGGUUUUCUAAUGAAACCCUGUCUGAGCUGGCAUCACGAACAAAAUACACCAAUGGGAUGGCGUGUUACAGCACAGUGCUGAGACCACACAGCAGAGGCACCAUCAGACUGGAGAACUCCAGCCCUAGGAGCCAGCCCCUCAUUGAUCCAAACUACCUGGAAAAAGAUGAUGACGUGGAAGUCAUUUUGUCAGGUAUAAAGUUUUGUAAGAAGCUUUUGGGUAUGCCAUCAAUGAAACAGUUGGAUGCUGUAUACGCGGAUGGACCAUCUGCCUUGUGUGGUCAGUUUGUGAUGGACAGUGAUGACUACUGGCGCUGUUUGAUACGUGCCAGGGGUCAGCCAGCGUUUGGACCAGUGGGAACCUGUAGGAUGGGGGACGUGCUGGACAACACAACUGUUGUUGACCCUAAGCUAAGAGUAAAGGGUAUAAAAAAUCUUCGAGUAGUAGACUCUUCAAUUAUUCCAUUCAUCACAACCGGGGGCACCAACAUUCCAACUUUUAUGAUAGCUGAAAAAGCUGCUGAUUUUAUCAAGCUCAGUUAAAUUAUUUAUUUAUUCUUCUGUUUUUAUAUUUUUAUACCACGACCAAUUUGUUUUUUUUUUGUUUUAUUCUAAUGUUUUUAAUCCUGUGGAAUCGGGUGAAAGAAUUUCUGCUGCACAUGAUAGAUUUUAAAAACACCUGCUUGUAAUCACUUAAUUUAUUUUCACUAUCCCAGCAAAUAUGUAUUCAAGACAAAAUUUACAUGACUCAAUUAAGCUAAAGAAAAAUAGUUUUCAUCACUAGGCUAAAAUUGGUGAAGAUUGAAUUUUUCAGAGAUAUUAAUAAGGAGUUUUCAGCUUAAUUUAACAUAUUAUAUAUAUAUUUAUAUGGUGAAUAUCUAGGAAGUUAUUUUAAAACUAGAUAUUUAAUUUUUGUCAU
This is a messenger RNA of Physella acuta, 2152 nucleotides long. Its product is annotated as L-sorbose 1-dehydrogenase. NCBI's taxonomy places the organism in Eukaryota, Metazoa, Mollusca, Gastropoda, Physidae. Gene Ontology annotation, molecular function: oxidoreductase activity, acting on CH-OH group of donors; flavin adenine dinucleotide binding. The record is from RefSeq and is a predicted model, not a curated record.